UGAAAAUUUAUAAAAAUUUGCUGAAAUGUCAAAAUAUAGGUGUUUAUAGUUGUCUCAAUUAAAAAAAUGAAAAAGUUAUCACCUUUAAUAUAUAUUUUAUGUUUUAUUGUCGUAAGAGCAGAUGAACACAGUCACAUUUAUGAAGACAAUGAAGAAGUAGUAUUAUGGAUGAACACUGUUGGUCCUUACCACAAUCGCCAAGAGACUUACGGAUACUUUUCUUUGCCUUUUUGCGCUGGAAAUAGAAAGCAGCUGAGCCAUUAUCAUGAGACUCUUAGUGAAGCUUUACAGGGUGUAGAACUAGUAUUAAGUGGAUAUGAGGUUGAUUUCAAAGCUGAUAUUGCACCUACGGAGAUCUGUAAAGUACAGUUAUCAGAAAGAGAUAAAUUAACUUUUAUAUAUGCUGUAAAAAACCAAUAUUGGUAUCAAAUGUAUAUAGACGAUUUGCCUCUCUGGGGUGUAGUUGGCAAAGAGGAAGAUAAGGAGUACUAUAUAUACACACACAAGAAAUUUGAUAUUGGAUAUAAUGGCAAGCAAAUAGUAGAUGUGAAUUUGUCAUCUCAUAAGAAAGAACUACUUAAAACUGGAGCAGUUUUGACGUUUACUUAUGAAGUGACAUGGAAACCCAGCACUGUCAAGUUUGAAAAUAGGUUUGACAAGUAUUUGGAUCCUAACUUCUUUCAACAUAGGAUACAUUGGUUCAGCAUAUUUAACAGUUUUAUGAUGGUAAUAUUUUUAGUAGGACUUGUGUCUAUGAUUCUGAUGAGAACAUUACGCAAAGAUUAUGCAAGAUAUAGUAAAGAUGAGGAAAUAGAUGAUAUGGAACGUGAUUUGGGUGAUGAAUAUGGAUGGAAACAAGUACAUGGAGAUGUUUUUCGACAUGCUUCUUAUUCUAUGCUAUUUUCUACCUUGAUAGGAGUAGGAUACCAAUUAACAACAGUUGUAUUUUGUGUCAUAGUAUUCACUAUACUAGGAAAUCUGUAUACAGAAAGAGGAUCAUUGUUAUCUACUGCAAUAUUUGUUUAUGCUGCAACAUCUCCUAUCAAUGGAUAUUUUAGUGGCUCUUUGUACUCAAAAAUGGGAGGCAAAGUAUGGAUUCGUCAAAUGUUGUGGUCGACUUUCUUUUUGCCUGUUUUAGUGUGUGGAACUGCCUUUUUAAUUAAUUUUAUUGCAAUUUAUUAUCAUGCUUCAAGGGCUAUUCCUUUUGGAACAAUGGUCGCAGUAACUUGCAUAUGUAUAUUUGUCAUCUUGCCACUUACGUUAGUCGGAACAGUACUAGGAAGAAAUUUGGCUGGGCAGCCUGAUUUUCCAUGCAGAGUCAAUGCUGUUCCUCGUCCCAUUCCAGAAAAGAAGUGGUUCAUGGAGCCAGCUGUGAUUAUUUUAUUAGGAGGAAUCUUACCAUUCGGAUCCAUAUUUAUUGAGAUGUAUUUUAUAUUCACCUCAUUCUGGGCUUAUAAAAUAUACUAUGUCUAUGGAUUUAUGCUGUUAGUAUUUUUAAUACUUAUGAUUGUAACGGUAUGUGUUACAAUUGUUUGUACAUAUUUCCUUUUAAAUGCCGAGGACUACAGAUGGCAAUGGACAAGUUUCUUGGCAGCAGGCUCUACCAGCAUUUAUGUAUAUAUGUAUUCCUUUUACUACUUCUUCUUUAAAACCAAAAUGUUCGGUUUAUUCCAAACUACUUUCUAUUUCGGAUACAUGGGUCUGUUCAGUUUAGCAUUAGGAAUAAUGUGUGGCACAGUUGGAUAUGCGGGAACAAGUAUAUUUGUUCGUAAAAUAUAUUCAACAGUAAAAAUAGACUAAUUUUUUAUGGUAUUAAUAUUUAAAAUAUUGAUAUAAUUAAUUUAAAAUUUUUAUAUAGAACUGUGACUCAGUAAAAACUUAUUUGUUUGGCAAAGUUCUUUUUUAAUUUGACGUCUAUUUUUUUUUUCAUACUUGCAAAGGCUAUUAUUUUAUAAUGCCUUUGUUAUUAAAUUAUUUUGAGUAAGUGGUAUGUACGAAUGUCUUACGCACCUGGUCGCAUGGAGAUUUUGUGGUUACUGUAAUAUUAUUUUAAAAAACAAUCAUUUUAUUAGCUAAUUGUUUUUAAAGUUCUUCUAAGUGAUGCAAUUAGAUCAUAUUUAAAUCCAUAUUUGUGAUCAAAUUAUCACUAUUCUACCGACCAAUCAUUAUCUACUAGAUAUUUUAUCAUAAAUAUGAAUUGAUUGUCUUGAAAGUGUAUUUUGUUUAUAAUUAAAUCUUAGUAGCUAAAUAUGCACUGAUGAUUGUAGAGUGAAAGAUUUCUGUUUGAUAUAAUUCUGUCAUUAGUUAAUACUAAGAUAUCAAAAUAAUUGUGCCGUAAAUAUUAAUAAAAAAAA
Ctenocephalides felis (cat flea) is the source of this 2354-nucleotide messenger RNA. RefSeq names its product transmembrane 9 superfamily member 3 (gene TM9SF3). The record is from RefSeq and is a predicted model, not a curated record. NCBI's taxonomy places the organism in Eukaryota, Metazoa, Arthropoda, Insecta, Siphonaptera, Pulicidae. The coding region runs from base 67 to 1800 and encodes 577 amino acids. Gene Ontology annotation, biological process: protein localization to membrane. Gene Ontology annotation, cellular component: membrane. The transcript is spliced from 9 exons.